Molecule: messenger RNA, 193 nt
Organism: Symbiodinium sp. CCMP2456
Lineage: Eukaryota; Dinophyceae; Suessiales; Symbiodiniaceae
Source: the annotation of a GenBank genome assembly
AUGCGGGUCGACGUGGCACCGGACGGCUGGGUCGGCUUCGUCGCAGGAAGUACAGCGCUUCACCACGCCAGCUUGUCCGGCAUCGUUUUCUCGGUGGACGAAGACCAGACCUUCCCCUUGAAGCUAGGUAGCAAUUGCUGGGAUUACGGUGGCGGCUACUCUUCCCCGACCUAUAGCCUCAUCGAUGGCUUGU